Messenger RNA from Nothoprocta perdicaria, 8587 nucleotides. RefSeq names its product neuron navigator 2 (gene NAV2). Gene Ontology annotation, biological process: nervous system development; neurogenesis. The record is from RefSeq and is a predicted model, not a curated record. Gene Ontology annotation, molecular function: protein binding; ATP binding; ATP hydrolysis activity. Lineage: Eukaryota; Metazoa; Chordata; Aves; Tinamiformes; Tinamidae. The transcript is spliced from 41 exons. The coding region runs from base 1 to 7356 and encodes 2451 amino acids.
AUGAAGUCGGGACUACCGAAACCCGUGCACAGCGCCGCUCCCAUCCUGCACAUCCCAACGGCGAGGACCAGCCCGCAGCCCUGCUACCUCAAGUUCGGCAACAAGGUGGAGGUGACCAAGCCGCUGUAUUCCAGCCAGAUCCCUCUCAAAUCUCCCAGCGGCCAGGAGAGCGUAGGAGACGGCCUCGUGCCGAGGAAGAGCAGCUCGGGAGAGAACGGCUUCGACACGCAGAACCCGACCUGCUCUGCGAAUGCACCUUUCUUUGCUUCAAUAUUCAAUUUUGAGAUACGGUCUUCUGAGGCCUAUCCUGGACAUGAGAGACGAGGCAUCUUAGUCCAGAUUUAUACCGACUGGGCUAAUCACUACCUAGCAAAAUCUGGCCACAAGAGGUUAAUAAAGGAUCUCCAGCAAGAUGUGACUGACGGCGUUUUAUUAGCUGAAAUUAUCCAGGUUGUAGCAAACGAAAAGAUUGAAGACAUCAAUGGCUGCCCCAAAAAUAGAUCUCAAAUGAUUGAAAACAUAGAUGCAUGCCUGAGUUUCCUGGCUGCUAAAGGAAUUAACAUACAGGGGCUGUCAGCAGAAGAAAUCAGGAAUGGGAAUCUGAAGGCCAUCCUGGGCCUUUUCUUCAGCCUGUCCCGCUACAAGCAGCAGCAGCAGCAGCAGCCGCCGAAGCAGCCGCCGCCGCAGCCGUCCCCGCCGCCCGCCCUGCCAGCCCAGUGCCAACCGCCCCAGCAAGCUGCCCAGCAGCAGGUCAAAGCACAACCAGAAAUGCAGUCAAGUGCAUCUCCCAGGGACUCAUCUCAAAGCAAAAUCAUCCGAUUCACUCUUGGUCAGAAAAGGUCUUCUAGACUUCCAGGCCCCACCGCGAGGGUGUCCGCUGCAGGCAGUGAGGCCAAAACUCGUGGUUCUCUUAGUGCCAACAAUCGACGCAGCCAGAGCUUUAACAAUUAUGACAAAUCCAAGCCUGGAAUUUCCCCUUCAACAUCAACAAGUAGCAACGAGAAAGACUCUGCGGACAGCACCGCUUCCCAGCCCGCAGGAAUGAAUGAGAAUGUGUCCUCCUCAGUUCAAAGCUGCGGCAGUGCUCUCGGUUGCAACAACUCCUCAGCCAUCCCCCAGCCCAGCUCUGCUAUUAAACCCUGGCGCAGCAAAUCCCUUAGUGCUAAGCACACAGCUACGUCUUCCAUGCUAUCUGUAAAGCAGCCGGUGUYAGAGCCUCCAAAGCCACCGUCGGAAAUGGUCAAAACGGCGCCCAACGGCCAAAAAUCCAUGCUUGAGAAAUUAAAACUCUUCAAUAGCAAAGGAGGCUCCAAAGCAGGAGGGACAGCGCUCGAGGGUCCAGGGUCUCAGGAGAACAGCUGUGAAAAGCUGGAGAUKCUCCCGAGCUUUGAGGAAAGUGAAGAAAUUGAUGCCACAAAUCAAAAUGUGAACAACCCAGGACCAAUGUCCAGCAGUCCCAAAAUUGCACUCAAGGGCAUUGCACAAAGAACUUUUAGUCGGGCACUGACUAAUAAGAAAAGCUCUCCAAAGGGGAACGAGAAGGAUAAAGAGAAGCAGAAAGAGAAAGAAAAGGAGAAAAGUAAAGAAACUGCAAAAAGAACAUCCRUCACGGAAAAGCUGGACAUAAAAGAGGAGCCAAAAGAAGAGCAGACAGCGCUAGCAACAACAGAGAUGCCAAAAAAGUCCUCAAAGAUUGCGAGCUUUAUCCCGAAAGGAGGAAAGCUGAAUAGUGCCAAGAAGGAGGCCUCUGCCCCUUCGCAUAGUGGAAUACCAAAACCAGGAAUGAAAAACACCACAGGGAAAUCCUCAAGUGCCCCAGCGUCUGCGAAAGAAAGUGAGAGAAGCCGCAGUGGGAAACCUGGCUCGGGGCUCUCUCAUCAGAAGACUCAGCUAGACAGCAGGAACUCCAGCUCCUCCUCGAGUUUAGCCUCUUCCGAAGGGAAAGGAGGUCUCAACAGCAGCAACAGCAGCCACGCUGUCAAUGGAGCGGCAGCUACGACGCAAACCACGGGAAGCAACACUGUGAGUGUUCAGCUACCUCAUCCCCAGCAGCAAUACAACCACCCGAACACCGCCACAGUCGCUCCGUUUAUGUACAGGUCACAGACGGACACCGAAGGCAAUGUGACGGCCGAGGCCAGCACGGGAGGGCUCAGCAUGGAUUCCACGCUGUACGUCAAAACUGGACAGCCGGGGCUCGAGGAUCUCGCAGGAGAGGAUCCGGAAACUCGGCGAUUACGAACUGUGAAGAACAUUGCUGACCUUCGGCAGAACCUAGAGGAGACCAUGUCCAGCUUACGGGGAACCCAGGUCACUCACAGCACACUGGAAACGACGUUUGACACCACCGUCACCACGGAAAUCAGCGGCCGCAGCAUCCUCAGCCUCACGGGCAGACCCACCCCCUUGUCGUGGCGACUGGGCCAGUCGAGCCCCCGCCUGCAGGCGGGCGACGCGCCCUCCGUGGGCAACGGGUACCCGCCGCGGGGCAACGCCAGCCGCUUCGUGAGCGCCGAGGCCGGGCGCUACGUGUACGCGGCGCCGCUGCGCAGGCAGCUGGCGGCGCGCGGCGGCGGCCCCGGGGACCUCGGCGACAAGGCCGGCGGCGAGCUGGAGCUGGAGGGCAUCGCCAUGGAUGCCACGGGCUACAUGAGCGAUGGAGACGUGCUGGGCAAGAACAUCAGGGCCGAUGAUAUCACGAGCGGGUAUCUCACUGAUGGCGGCCUGGGCCUGUACGCGCGCAGGCUGACGCGGCUGCCCGACGGGAUGUCCGCCGUGCGCGAGGCGACGCCGCGCAGCGCCGCGCUCGGCCUGGGAGAUGCCGACAGCUGGGAUGACAGCAGCUCAGUCAGCAGCGGCAUCAGCGACACCAUAGAUAAUCUCAGUACGGAUGACAUCAACACAAGCUCCUCUAUCAGUUCUUAUGCCAACACCCCUGCCUCGUCCCGCAAAAACAUAGAUGCACAGACUGAUGCAGAAAAACAUUCCCAGGUUGAGCGGAAUUCCUUAUGGUCUGGCGAUGAAGUCAAGAAAUCAGAUGGAGGAUCAGAUAGCGGCAUAAAAAUGGAGCCGGGAUCUAAAUGGAGACGGAAUCCCUCUGAUGUGUCUGAUGAAUCUGAUAAAAGCACUUCUGGUAGGAAGAACACUGUUAUUUCGCAGACGGGUUCCUGGCGACGGGGCAUGUCAGCUCAGGUUGGCAUUACCACACCAAGGACUAAACCUUCAACCCCCUCAGGCACGUUAAAGACACCUGGAACAGGGAAAACUGAUGACGCCAAGGUAUCAGAAAAGGGUAGACUAUCUCCUAAAGCUGGACAUGUUAAACGUUCCCCAUCAGAUGCAGGACGCAGCAGUGGUGAUGAAUCCAAAAAGCUUCCCACAAGUAACUCUAGAACAACUGCUGCUAAUGCUAAUGCAUUUGGAUUUAAGAAACAAAGCGGGUCAGCCAUAGGCAUGACUAUAAUCACUGCCAGUGGGGCAACUAUCACCAGUAGAUCGGCCACCCUGGGAAAAAUCCCAAAGUCAUCUGGACUCAUGGGUAGGACCGCUGGUCGGAAGACUAGUGUUGAUGGCUCUCAGAACCAGGAUGAUGGCUACUUAGCGCUUAGUGCCCGAACUAAUCUUCAGUACCGUAGCUUACCCCGGCCCAGUAAGUCCAGUAGCAGAAGUGGAGCCGGGAAUAGAUCUAGCACCAGUAGCAUAGACUCCAACAUAAGCAGCAAGUCAGCCGGGUUGCCUGUCCCCAAAAUGAGAGAGCCGGCCAAGGUAAUGCUUGGAAGCUCUCUGCCAGGAUUAGUCAAUCAGACUGAUAAAGAGAAAGGGAUUUCGUCUGACAACGAAAGCGUGGCCUCAUGUAAUUCUGUUAAAGUGAACCCUGCGUCCCAGACUGCUUCUAGCGGAGCUCAAAGUACCCACCAGCAAGGAGCCAAGUACCCCGAUGUGGCCUCUCCCACUUUGCGCAGACUUUUCGGUGGAAAGCCUAGUAAACAGGUUCCCCUCACAACCGCGGAAAAUAUGAAAAAUUCGGUUGUCAUCUCCAACCCUCAUGCGACUCUGAACCAACAGGGUAACCCGGAUUCCCCCUCUGGCAGCGGUGUGCUGAGCAGCGGGGGCAGCAGCCCUCUGUAUGGCAAAAACACCGACAUGAACCCAUCCCCACUGGCUUCUAGCCCCAGUUCGGCGCAUUCAGCCCCUUCCAACAGUUUGACGUGGGGGACCAACGCGAGCAGCUCUUCUGCCGUGAGCAAGGAUGGCAUUGGAUACCAAUCUGUGAGCAGCCUGCACACCAGCUGUGAAUCCAUUGAUAUCUCCCUGAGCAGCGGCGGGGGGCCGAGCCACAACUCCUCCACUGGCUUGAUUGCGGCUUCCAAAGAUGAUUCCUUGACCCCCUUUGUCCGAACCAACAGUGUUAAGACUACGCUGUCGGAAAGCCCUCUUUCUUCCCCUGCUGCUAGUCCCAAAUUCUGCAGAAACACUUUGCCCAGGAGACAGGACAGCGACCCACACCUUGAUAGGAAUACUUUGCCUAAGAAGGGACUCAGAUACGCUCCUUCAUCCCAACUUCGCACUCAGGACGAUGCAAAGGAAUGGUUGCGGUCCCAUUCGGCCGGAGGCCUUCAGGACACUGCUGGCAAUUCUCCCUUUUCAUCCGGAUCCAGCAUCACAUCACCCUCUGGAACUCGAUUUAACUUCUCGCAGCUUGCAAGUCCAACUACAGCCGCCCAGAUGAGUCUGUCAAACCCAACCAUGCUGCGGACUCACAGCCUUUCCAACGCCGACGGUCCGUACGACCCUUACAGUGACACCCGCUUCAGGAACAGCUCCAUGUCCCUGGAUGAGAAAAGCAGGACCAUGAGCCGCUCUGGCUCCUUCCGUGAUGGCUUUGAAGAAGUGCACGGUUCUUCUCUCUCCUUGGUGUCCAGCACAUCUUCCAUAUAUUCCACACCUGAAGAGAAGUGCCAGUCAGAGAUUCGCAAGCUACGAAGAGAGUUGGAUGCGUCCCAAGAAAAAGUGUCUGCUCUGACAACUCAGCUGACUGCCAACGCUCACCUGGUAGCAGCCUUUGAGCAGAGCCUGGGGAACAUGACCAUCCGACUGCAAAGCCUGACCAUGACAGCUGAGCAAAAGGAUUCAGAACUGAAUGAGUUAAGGAAGACUAUCGAACUCCUCAAGAAGCAAAAUGCUGCUGCCCAGGCUGCCAUUAAYGGAGUCAUCAACACACCUGAGCUCAACUGCAAAGGUCCUGGAGCUGCUCAGCCAACAGACCUGCGGAUCCGAAGGCAGCACUCGUCGGACAGCGUCUCCAGUAUCAACAGCGCUACCAGCCACUCCAGCGUGGGCAGCAACAUAGAAAGUGACUCAAAGAAAAAGAAGAGGAAGAACUGGGUCAAUGAGCUACGCAGCUCCUUCAAGCAAGCUUUUGGUAAAAAAAAAUCUCCCAAGUCAGCAUCUUCUCAUUCAGAUAUUGAGGAGAUGACCGAUUCUUCAUUACCCUCCUCACCCAAGCUACCACACCACAACUCGACCGUUUCAACCCCUCUGCUGAGAGCUUCUCAUUCCAAUUCUCUUAUUUCUGAAUGCACAGACAGUGAAGCUGAAACAGUCAUGCAGCUACGCAAUGAGCUGAGAGACAAAGAGAUGAAGUUGACUGAUAUUCGUCUGGAAGCCCUCAGCUCUGCUCAUCAGCUCGACCAGCUUCGGGAGGCCAUGAACAGAAUGCAGAGUGAGAUUGAAAAACUGAAAGCAGAAAAUGAUCGGCUGAAAUCUGAAAAYCACGGCAGCUGUAGCAGGGCUCAGUCUCAGGUUUCCAUUUCAUCCUCCCCAAGACAUUCAGUGGGUCUCUCUCAACACAGCUUGAACCUCACGGAGUCAACCAGUCUCGACAUGCUGCUAGAUGACCCAGGCGAUGGCUCGGCACGGAAAGAAGGUGGCCGGCAUGUUAAAAUAGUGGUCAACUUUCAGGAUGAAAUGAAAUGGAAGGAGGACGCCAGGCCCCGCGCUUUCCUCAUCGGCUGCAUCGGUGUCAGUGGCAAGACCAAAUGGGAUGUCCUGGACGGCGUCGUUAGGCGGUUGUUCAAGGAGUAUAUCAUUCACGUGGAUCCAGUGAGUCAGCUGGGACUGAAUUCAGACAGUGUUCUGGGCUAUAGCAUUGGGGAAAUCAAACGCACGAACAGUGCGGAGACGCCUGAACUGCUGCCCUGCGGCUACCUCGUUGGAGAAAACAACACCAUUUCAGUUGCUAUCAAAGGUAUCUGUGAGAACAGUUUGGACUGCCUGGUGUUUGAAUCGCUGAUUCCCAAGCCGAUCCUGCAGCGCUACGUGUCUCUCUUGAUGGAACAUAGACGGAUUAUCUUGUCUGGCCCCAGUGGCACUGGGAAAACCUACCUGGCAAAUCGCCUCUCUGAGUACAUGGUCCUUAGAGAAGGCAGGGAGCUGGCUGAUGGAAUUAUUGCAACCUUCAACGUGGACCAUAAAUCUAGCAAGGAACUCCGCCAGUACCUGUCGAACCUAGCAGACCAGUGUAAUAGUGAAAAUAAUGCUGUUGAUAUGCCUCUUGUCAUCAUUUUGGACAAUUUGCAUCACGUUAGCUCCCUGGGCGAGAUCUUUAACGGUCUUCUAAACUGCAAGUACCACAAAUGUCCGUAUAUUAUUGGCACUAUGAACCAAGCCACCUCUUCAACACCUAAUCUUCAGCUUCACCAUAAUUUCAGAUGGGUGCUGUGUGCUAAYCACACUGAGCCAGUCAAGGGCUUUCUUGGUCGUUUCCUGAGAAGAAAACUAAUUGAAACAGAAAUUAGUGGCAGGAUGAGAAAUGCAGAGCUGGUUAAAAUCAUUGAUUGGAUUCCCAAGGUCUGGCAACAUCUGAACAAGUUCUUGGAGGCUCACAGCUCCUCUGAUGUUACUAUUGGUCCCCGACUCUUCCUCUCCUGUCCGAUAGAUGUAGAUGGUUCUAGAGUUUGGUUUACUGACUUAUGGAACUACUCUAUCAUCCCGUAUCUCCUGGAGGCAGUUAGAGAAGGCCUGCAGCUGUAUGGGAGGAGAGCUCCCUGGGAGGAUCCUGCCAAAUGGGUGAUGGACACUUACCCGUGGGCAGCCACCCCGCAGCAUCACGAGUGGCCUCCUCUGCUACAGCUACGGCCUGAAGAUGUGGGGUUUGAUGGCUACUCCAUGUCGAGGGAAGGCUCAACCAGCAAACAAGUCCCAGUGAGCGAUGCUGAAGGAGAUCCCUUGAUGAACAUGCUGAUGAGACUGCAAGAAGCAGCCAACUACUCAAGUCCGCAGAGUUACGACAGUGACUCCAACAGCAACAGCCAUCACGAUGACAUCCUCGAUUCAUCUCUGGAGUCAACGUUGUGAUCCUCAGCAGAGAGAAAGAAGUCGUAUCCAUUAUUGCUGUCCUGCAAGAAGCGUAAUGACAAACUCAUGGAAAGGACAUGUUCCUGGGCUAGGCUGGGCUGGUAUCUCAGUAUUAGAGCUGCAAGAACAAGACACUUUUGAGUCAGUCUUGAACCUGGGUGCGGGCAACCCAAACCACCUUUGUAUUGUUUUUUUCUUUUUACAAUAAGAACUGCACUAUUCCUUUGGGGUUUGUUUGGUUUUCUGUUUAGUUGCUGUAAGCUCUCAUGCCUAAGAUACUGAAGACAGUAGAAGUAAUCAUCAUUUCAAAAGAAAGAGAAAGAAAAGUAAAAGGAGGGGGGAACUUCACAGCUAUGAAGCAAACACCUUUGUGCCAUGCACUGUUCAGACAAAGAAGGGAGAGGAAAUUUUUUGCCUAUGCUGCUUCUGACCAAGCAUAUUUAGGUGAGGGCUGGACUUUUACCAAUCAGCUUUGCAGAUUAAACUCAGCUUUGUAUAGUUCUGGUGCUAUCACACUAUUUACUUGCCUUGGUAAAAAUAUCCCAUGAAAGGCAAACCUUCAAAACAGGGAAGUUUGAAAAAAAAUAUAAAAAAUGAUAAAAAUAGAGGGGGAAAGAAGAAGCACUGCUCUCCUUGCCAGUCYGAGACCUCGGCAUGCUUUCGGUGUGCGUUUAUAAUAUGCUCUAUAUAAAUAGGAAUAUAUAUAUUUACCGCCUGAACAAAUCAGGUUCUUCUCAAACACUGUGUCUCAAACAAUCCUACUAAAUGAGGAAGAUCAGGUAGCCCGUUGCUAUCCUGGGCGAUUCCGGGUCUCCUCCCGCCGGCAUCCGCAGACCUCUGCCUGCCUGGGYGCUGGGGUAGGCGAUUUACAGGGAUGAGGGCGACUGGACCACCUCCGCUCUUAAUUCUUUUUAUUUCUUUUUCAAUUCUUGCCAUGAAACGUUACAGCUGUUUUCUGAGAAGUUUGAUUUUCGGGGUGCAGGGGGUGUCAGGGGUUUUUGUUYGGAUCAGCACAACCCUAAAUGGAUUACGGAUUAAAACUCAGCCUUGUGGCGGCUCUGGUGCUACUCUGGCCACAAUAACACUUACACCCAUGACUACUCUUCUUAACUGCAGACAGCAGUAUUUUAGCAGGACCUAGGUCUGUAAAAAGCUAAAUCAAAAUAAAAGAAGGCAGGGAAAGGCCAGUGCAGCAGUGAAGUCUUAGCCGGGCCACGUUCUUGAGUUGUGG